Xylaria bambusicola is the source of this 1057-nucleotide messenger RNA. RefSeq lists its product as uncharacterized. The transcript has 2 exons. The coding region runs from base 1 to 591 and encodes 196 amino acids. NCBI's taxonomy places the organism in Eukaryota, Fungi, Ascomycota, Sordariomycetes, Xylariales, Xylariaceae. The record is from RefSeq and is a predicted model, not a curated record.
AUGCCAAACCAGUAUGAGGCUCUCGUCCAAGCCAAGCUUGAUGAAGCAACCCAAGAUAAAAGGAUCCAGCCGUGGAAGCUCAGCGUCAACAUCCAAGCAGCCGUUCCCUCUGAGGAAUGGGUCAAAGUUAACCCUACACGAGCGACAGAGUCUACAGUAGACGCUCGCGCCAACCUGUUCCCGGUGGGCGUCCUCCCCGUCGGAGGCGUUGAUGUCCGCACGAAUGCGUUCCCGGUUGGCAUUCUUCCAGUUGGAGGUGUCGAUGUCCGCACAAACGCGUUCCCGGUUGGCAUCCUCCCAGUUGGAGGGGUCGAUGUUCGAACUAACGCAUUCCCUGUUGGAAUACUUCCCGUCGGGGGUGUUGACGUCCGUACCAACGCUUUCCCCAUCGGAAUCCUCCCUGUGCUUAAGGGUCAGUCGUCGAAGCCUAGGGACGUAGAUCAGUAUGGGAUUACGCUGGAGAUAACGCCACAGCAUGUGGCCCUGGACCCCUUUUUGGGUAGCAAAUUCGUUUCCGAUAUAGCAGCUUCUAAAUAUGACAAUUUCUGGACAUCAAGAUUGAGCACUAUGUUAUAUCUCUUUGGCGUAUGAAGUCUAAUUAUACUGUGUAAACUUUGCUUAUCUGAAGAUAUCAGGUUCCACUGUAGCCACCUGUUAUGCGGCGUGGGAGUAUGUCAAACUGGAGCGUUAUGGUGAUUUUAUUUGCAUGUAAAGAAUUCAACUUGAAUAGUUGACUCACCGUUGACAGUGUGAAUGGCCUGAGAUAAAGUCCUACCUAUAAACGAAAGUGACUGAAAAAUCGUUGCUUUUUCAAUACCACGAUCAUUAUCACAUGCCAUUUUAGGAAGGCCCAAGCGCGUGGAAAACAUCGUAUUGAUGACUAAUGUCGUCCGCAACUCAUCGGAACGUUUCAGAACUUUAUCUCGACAUCAUCCUUAAUCGGCGGAUGAAGAUUUGCUGCCGCCAAAAGGCCGCACCAUGAGCCAGAACGUGAAAGGACCGACUUUGUCUUCCACUUCCUUCCAUUUCUCAUCCGGAUUCUCAGUUUUUGGGAUGU